AUGCUGUCGUGCUGCGUAGCUCCGGACGUCUCCACCACUGGCGAAAUGCUCUCCGAAGAAGAGUUUCUGCGAAAGGAGGCAAUGCUGCUGGAAGAGGAGAUACGGGCCGCGGGGAUGGAGCACUUGUUGGGCGAGCACCGCGUCGACAUGGGUGAAGCCCUAAAGACAGAUCCAGCGUUCAGGCCCUUGACUGAGGCCGAGUUGGACGCUUUGGUGGAGGCCGAGAUUGCGCGAACCGGUGGCCUCGAAGAGCCCGACUGGGGCUCCAUGACCUGGAUGGAUGAAGGGAUGGAGCCCUUCCCCAACCAGCAGCCGAUCCCGCCCGUGCCCGCAGUGCCGGAAGAUGCGCCGGUGGUGAAGGCCGUUCUUGUAGGCCCCACAUACAAGACCAGUAAGCACAGCAUGCCCUUGCUGGGCCGACUGGAAGUUCUACUUGGAUCUGUUGGUGCCUUGGAAGAUAUCCUGGUUGCGUUGCAACAUGCCAAAGUCAGGACUCCGGAGCUGAAGAUCUUGACGGAUGCGAAGAAGACUGGCGGAUGGCCUGUGGCACAUGAGGCACCCACCCGGAAGAACAUCCUAAGCUCCAUGCAGUGGUUGGUGCAAGAUGCCAAGCCUGGGGAUAGUUUGCUCUUCUUCUUCGCAGGCCAUGCUGGCCAGUCCCGCGACACGGAUGGUGAUGAACAGGAUGGACAAGAUGAGCACAUCUGUCCGGUGAUCCAGGCGCAGCAUCCCAAGUUCGCUUCUGCAUUCGAUGGCUCCCUAGAGAAAGAAGAGGCAGAUGACCUGGUGGGUCGUGGGAUCAGCGACGAUGAGAUCUUCGGUGUGAUGUUGAAGGAUCUGCCCGAGGGGGUGCGCCUCACCACGAUCUUUGAUGCUUGUCACAGUCAAACCUUGGCAGAUCUGGCACAUUCUUAUGAGGUGCAGGUGGAAGGUGACGAGAUGGCCCGUGCCAAACGACAAGAGCCGCCACCCCCUGGCUUCAGCUUUGACAAGCGUCCUUUGACUCAUAAGGACGUGAAAGGCAAAGAGUGUGCCGCCAGUGUCCUAUGCCUUGCAGGCUGCAAAGAUCGGGAAACCCAACAAACGUGGUGCGACCAGAGCGGUCGCGGAAUGCGGGGAGCCUUUUUUCUCACGAACAUGUUGGCCAAGGCAAUCGCUGGCAUGCGCACUCCAAACCCCAGCUAUGCUGACGUCUUGAGGGAGAUCACAAGAGAUUUCUACCGCGGGAAUAGGCUCAACAUGAGCAUUCCCAGUUUCUCCACCUCAUCAGCAGUUGACCUUGAUGCAAAGCCUUUCAGUUUCGUGGGACCACUCUGA
Symbiodinium natans is the source of this 1317-nucleotide messenger RNA. The record is from the annotation of a GenBank genome assembly. Lineage: Eukaryota; Dinophyceae; Suessiales; Symbiodiniaceae.